CGCCUUCUGAGUCGCCGGCUUCUACCUUCGACGACACAAAUGGCACGUCGUCGCAGCCUCUCGCCGACACAUCUCAUCUGAGCGACGCUGAUCUCAUAGACUUGCUCACUCAGGGGAUCGCCGAGUCAGACAAUCCGGACACAAGCGUUAAUAUAUCCGGGUUGUCCCCUGGCGACUCGUUCCCCGUGACCUCUGAGCUCCCGCCUCUGCCCACGGGGUGCAUGUGCGUGGAUGUAUGGCAGUGCCCUCAGUUUAAUAUCGAGCACGGGAAGGCCCCCGAGCAGGAGGACGCCGGCCAGCCCCUUUCGGACAGCGAGGGCCUUGUCUCCCUCGUGAACUUGAGGCACGCCGCCCCUUGCCCCGGUCUCAUGGUGUGCUGCGACGACCCCGACCUGAGCUUGUCGCCGCCCUCGCCCCCGCUGCACACGCCCAGAUGCGGGACGCCCAAUCCCAACGGAGUGAUGACAAAUUUCUUGGGCUUCACGGACAACCAAGCACAAUUCGGACAGUUCCCGUGGAUGGCCGCAAUCCGGACGCUAAACCCACGCGCAGACGACCCUAUGUAUGGCUAUAUUGGCGGUGGGUCGCUCAUCCACCCAGGUAUUGUCAUGACAGCGGCACAUAAGCUUCGGGAUCGUAACCCAGAGGACUUAGUGGUACGUCUAGGCGAGUGGGACUUCAGCUCGACCUCUGAAACCAUCGAGUACCAAGAAAUCCCCUUGGAACGGGUCGAAUGCCAUCCACAGUUCUCCUACAAGCACCUCAAGUACGACGUGGCUCUGCUCUUCCUUGCAACCGAGGCUGUGCUGGGAUCCACCGUCGAUACGAUUUGCCUUCCCGAGCACGAGCACGACUUCGACGGCUCCACCUGCGUCAGCUCCGGCUGGGGAAAGAGCAGCUUCGGGGAGGGCGGGAAGUACCAAGAGAUCCUGAAGGCCAUAGACCUGCCAGCGAUGAGCCACAGCCAGUGUGAAGCUGCUCUUCGAACGACGAGACUCGGGCCCACGUUCUCCCUGGAUGAAACGUUCGUGUGUGCCGGCGGCGAGGGGGGCGACCUCUGCACGGGGGACGGGGGCUCGCCGCUUGUCUGUCCGAGCCUCGACGACCCUUCGCGUUAUGUGCAGGUGGGCGUCUCUGCGUGGGGCAUCGGCUGUGGACAACGUGGCAUUCCAGGGGUCUAUGCUUCCGUGAUGGCGGCUAUGCCCUGGAUCCGUACUGUGCUUGAAACGGACAUUGGUUUCGAUAUCCGCAAUGCAUUCCUGUGAGGAAAGUGGGGAGAGCAAGGAGAGAGAGAGAGAGAGAGAGAGAGAGAGAGAGAGAGAGAGAGAGAGAGAGAGAGAGAGAGAGAGAGAGAGAGAGAGAGAGAGAGAGAGAGAGAGAGAGAGAGAGAGAGGAGGUUGUCGUGAAUCACGGGUUUCGCCGUGACCACGACGUAAUAAGUCAUCAAAAAAAAAACCUCUCACGAUCCAUCUCCCUCAGGCAUAAGAAAACUUCGAAAAACGGGGCGCACAAGGAAAGAAAACGCGGCCACUCCUCCUCCUCCCUUUUAUUGUUUUGUUUUGUCAGUUUUUUUUGUAUUAAACGUUUUUUUUUUGUGUGUGUGUGUUUUUACCCUUACACCUAAAUGCAAGGAACUGCAACAUAUAUUAAGAAUUGGCGGAAAAGGUGAGAAUAAGGAGGAAUUACGGGUUUUAUCUUUUUAAUUCACUUUUUAUUAUUUUAGUUCUUUUGGAUUCUUUUACAUAGGUAUUCUGUUAAUCUUAAUUUUCUAAUGACGCUUUUUUAAACGUCAAUAACUUGAGAUUACAUUCCUUAAUUACACUUUUUCGCGCUAAGAACGAAACACGAGAGGCAUUAAAAGGGGGAUUGGUCUUUGGAUCGUUUGUGAGGAACCCGGUAAUGGUCUUCCUCGAAAGAUAAGUGGGCGUGAGUUUUAUCUCUUUAGGUUACAGGAAAGAUUCAUGAUCUUUUUUUAGUAAAGCUUAAGUGAUUAAAAGGUGCCUCAUUUUAAUUCAGUAUUUGAAUGCGUCCUUGCGUUUACGUGUUUUAUUUUUUACUUGUUUUAUAAUUGUUUUUAGUGUUUUACGGUUGUGUUUUAAGCCCGUGUUUGUUUUAUUGUUUUACGUUAGUGUUUUACGUUCAAGUUCAUUUUAAUCUUUCGAUGUUCAAGUUCAUUUUAGUGUUUUAUGCCCGUUUGUUUUAGUUUUACGUUGGUGUUCUAGUGUCUUACGUUUGUUCUAUGUUCCAGUUCAUUUUAGUUGUAUGUCUGUGUUCUUAAUGCUAUUAUGAUUUUAAGUUUUAAUAAAUGAAGGAUAUUU
This is a messenger RNA of Penaeus vannamei (Pacific white shrimp), 2318 nucleotides long. NCBI's taxonomy places the organism in Eukaryota, Metazoa, Arthropoda, Malacostraca, Decapoda, Penaeidae. The record is from RefSeq and is a predicted model, not a curated record.